CACGCCGUUUAUCGCUCCCCGCGCUAAAUAUUUCGCUCCCCGCGCCUCUCAGGUCCCAACCCACCUCUCCCGCCGCCCUUGAGGCCGCCGCCGCCGCCGCCGCAAACUCGCCGGAGAAAGAAGAGAGUCCCCCAUUCCCCCCCGGGGACAUGUACGGUGGCAGUCCUCGCAAGGGCAAGCAACACGGCGGCCUCUCCAUGGACGCCGCCACCGCGGCGGGGCUCGCGGCGGUCUGGUCGGAGUACUUCCCGGAGGAGGGCGAGUUCUCGGCGGACAGCCGCAGCGCGCGCCUCGCCGCCGAUCUGGUCUACCUCUUCUCCUCCCCGGACGCGAGCGACCUGCUCUCACGAGUUGAAGGUGAUGGCGAUAUCCUCUUCCUUCCGCUUGAUUUCCAGCAGCUCUCGAAUUUGACCUGGAUUACUGAAGCUCUCCAGGAAAAUCCAAAAGAAGCCUUGCUUUGCAUGGGAGCCGCAGUUCAUCUGAUUGUGUGCGCUAUCAGGGACUUGCAGUUGGGCGACAUCAACAAAAUCAAUAUCAGGCUUUACAACCAUGCCAAGACUAUUGCUUUGAAGAAUCUAAAAGCGGCAUAUAUUAAGAAUCUUGUGACAGUGCGUGGUACAGUUUUAAAAGUAAGUACAGUGAAGCCUCUAGUACUGCAGCUGAAUUUCCAAUGCAUGAAAUGUGCUACAAAAUUCCCCCGUGUAUUCAGUGAUGGGAAGUUUUCACCACCAGUAUCCUGCAGUAUUCAGGGAUGCAAGAGUAGAACCUUCAUCCCAAUGAGAUCUACUGCAAAGUUGAUUGAUUUUCAGAAAAUAAGGAUACAGGAGCUUGCUAGUGGUGAAAGUCAUGAAGAAGGCAGAGUGCCGCGAACUAUAGAGUGUGAACUUACAGAGGAUCUUGUAGAUUGUUGCAUUCCUGGAGAGGUUGUAACAGUUACUGGAAUUGUUAAAGUCCUGAACAACUACAUGGACGUUGGAGGAGGGAAGUCCAAAAGCAGAAAUCAGGGUCUAUACUACCUGUACUUGGAAGCAAUUUCAGUAAGAAACUCGAGGGCCCAUGCUGCUUCAGCAAAUUCAGAUGCAAUUUCCACUACUAUUCAGACCACUGGAUCUUUCGGUUUUCAAACUUUUACUGAAAAGGAUCUCGAAUACAUCUCCAAAUUUAAAGAAGAACAUGGUUCUGAUGUUUUUCGUCAAAUACUUCAAUCAUUUUGCCCCUCCAUCUAUGGACAUGAACUUGUAAAAGCUGGUAUCACUCUUGCUCUUUUUGGUGGAGUUCAGAAGCAUUCAGUUGAUCAAAACAAGGUCCCAGUGAGGGGAGACAUCCAUGUUGUUGUUGUUGGCGACCCUGGACUAGGCAAGAGCCAACUACUACAGGCUGCAGCUGCUGUUUCCCCGCGGGGUAUAUAUGUUUGUGGAAAUACAACAACAAAUGCUGGUCUAACUGUUGCCGUGGUUAAAGAUUCUAUGUCAAAUGAUUAUGCAUUUGAGGCUGGUGCCAUGGUUCUUGCUGACCGUGGAUUAUGCUGUAUCGACGAGUUUGAUAAAAUGUUAGCAGAGCAUCAGGCUUUACUGGAAGCCAUGGAACAGCAAUGUGUAUCUGUGGCAAAGGCUGGUCUUGUGGCAAGUUUAUCGGCCCGUACUUCUGUUCUGGCGGCUGCUAAUCCUGUUGGUGGUCAUUACGACCGAGCAAAAACGGUGAAUGAGAAUUUAAAGAUGAGCGCGGCCCUCCUCUCUCGGUUUGAUUUGGUUUUCAUUUUACUUGACAAACCAAAUGAACUGAUGGAUAAGAGAGUAUCAGACCACAUAAUUGCACAGCUCCACUCAAAUGAUGGAGACUCUUUCACAGCCAACAAGAGGAUCAGAACAGUGCCUCAAUUUAUUGGGAGUACAGAUUCUGGUGUUAGUGAAAAUCCAUUAGCUUCAAGGCUGCGAUUGCACCCAGAGAAAGACAAGGAUUUCCGCCCAUUACCUGGACCAUUGCUUCGCAAGUAUAUAUCUUAUGCAAGAACCCAUGUUAACCCCCGAAUCUCCAUGCCAUCGCCAGCAGCUGAAAGUCUGCAAGAGUUCUAUUUGGGGUUGAGAAAGCAUAGUACUUCUGCUGAUGGCACACCCAUCACAGCCAGACAACUGGAAAGCCUUGUAAGGUUGGCAGAAGCUCGCGCACGAGUGGAUCUACGGGAAGAAGUGACUGAAGAAGAUGCUAAGGAUGUUAUAGCUUUAAUGAAGGAAUCCUUACAUGACAAAUAUGUUGAUGAGAAUGGCUGUGUGGACUAUACUCGCAGUGGUGGAAUGAGCCAUGAAAAGCAAGCAAAGAAAUUUCUGAGUGCCUUAAACAAAGAGUCCGAGCUGCAGCAAAAGGAUUUGUUUUCAAUUAAGGAGAUGUACUGCUUAGCUGAUCGUAUCAGCUUACAAGUUGCAAAUGUAGAUGCUAUUGUGGAUAAUUUGAACACUGCUGGUUAUAUUCUGCGGAAGGGAUCAAACGUUUAUCAGGUAAGGACCUCGUCAUACCAGGGGAGUCAAGCUACAUGGUCAAGAUGCUGAUACAGGAGGCAGUCUAAUUCUAUUCGGCUUCUCAAGGCUGCACGGUGAUGUACUCAUAUACAUAUCAUAAGAUAUUAAGAUGUGUGGACUAAUGUGUGCUUAUAGCAGUGCUACAGAGGCUCCUGCUAUAGACAAAACAACAAUUUUGUAUAGAACUUACUAUUUGAAAAUCAAAUGUCCAGAUCGUUAUGUACUACCUCUAUUUCAUACUCUA
Molecule: messenger RNA, 2757 nt
Organism: Oryza brachyantha (malo sina)
Lineage: Eukaryota; Viridiplantae; Streptophyta; Magnoliopsida; Poales; Poaceae
Product: probable DNA helicase MCM8
Exons: 18
Coding region: 150-2543 (797 amino acids)
Cellular component (GO): MCM complex; nucleus
Molecular function (GO): single-stranded DNA binding; ATP binding; single-stranded DNA helicase activity
Source: RefSeq, a predicted model, not a curated record